This is a messenger RNA of Cladocopium goreaui, 852 nucleotides long. The record is from the annotation of a GenBank genome assembly. NCBI's taxonomy places the organism in Eukaryota, Dinophyceae, Suessiales, Symbiodiniaceae.
UUAGGACCCACUGCAUCCUGGCAGUGCCGUGCCAUGUGCCCGCGAUGCGUCUGAUCUUUCUGGAUAUCGAUGGGGUGCUGGUGACACGCCGACCAUGUGUUAUGGAAGAGAAGUUGUUGCAGAAUCUUGCACGGGUGGCCAAAGAGACUGGAGCAAAGAUUGUCCUCUCCAGUGACUGGCGUCGCCACCCAGAGGCUCGGGCCGAAGCCCAGCAGGUGCUGAACUCGAUGGGCCUGGAAUUGAUCGGAUGCACGCCCUGUAAAAGCCCUUAUUUGGCCCAAAGGCCAACCGAGAUCUUGGAGUGGAAGAGAGAUUUUCUCAGGACACCUGGAGGCGAAAAGUUGGAGAAUUGGGUUGCCAUUGACGAUCGAGAGCUGCUCACCGAACAAAACGGUCGCUUCCUUCGUGGCCACUUCGUGCAGACACAUCCCCUGCGAGGUUUGACGCCGGAGGCUGCAGAUGCGUGCAUUGCCAUCCUCAAGCAGGAGCAGAAAUCUGAACCCACAGGUUCUGCCAUGCGGGGUGUGCCGCGAAGUAGCUCCUUAGAGGUUGAUCGCCAGGGUGGAGCUGCAGAUGAGGACCCGCCGCCUCCACCCCCGCGAAAUCAACCAAGAGUAGCAGGCGCUCGAGUGCUGGCAGCAUCCCAUAUUUCCGCCGCGCAAGCUGCACGUGCAUUGCGGGUGCAUGGUAACACGGCCCCAGCUGCGGUGCGCUUACCGGGUCCAGGUCGCCCUAGGGGACGAUCGAUGGGUGCCAUAGCAGGUCGCCGAUGAGAGCCGAUGAGAGCACGAAAGGUCAGAGGAUGUGGAGCGCGGCACCGCGAAAUUUCGUGGGUAAAAAUCCACAUUCAAU